Messenger RNA from Miniopterus natalensis, 4278 nucleotides. RefSeq names its product chromosome 14 C10orf71 homolog (gene C14H10orf71). Lineage: Eukaryota; Metazoa; Chordata; Mammalia; Chiroptera; Miniopteridae. The record is from RefSeq and is a predicted model, not a curated record. Gene Ontology annotation, biological process: positive regulation of calcineurin-NFAT signaling cascade. Gene Ontology annotation, cellular component: Z disc.
AUGCAGGGGAACAAGAAGGGCGCCGAUGGGUUCAGCGACACCUCGAGCAUCGGCAGUGUGCUGGACGAAGCAGACAGGGAGGUGAGCAGCCUCACGGACCGGGCGUUCCGGAGUUUGUGCGUCUCAGAGGACACAUCCUUCAGUGACUCCGACCUGGCCCUGUCCCCAGAUACCACCCGCCAGGUGUUUGGGAAUUUUCGCCAGGGAACCGUGAGCCACACCCAAAGGAAGAGCGGCAUUUGGAGCCAGCUGCCGUCGCAGGGCACGGAGCACGCAGGCUGGGCAGCCACGUUCCAGCAGCUGCCCAAAUAUGUGCAGGGAGAGGAAGAGUAUCCCCAAAGCAGCCCCCCACUGACGCCAGCCCAGAGGAGGCUGGAGGUGCCAGUUUCUGGCCUGAGGAGCAGCAGCAAGCCUAUUUCCAAAGUGUCCUCACUAAUUAAAUCUUUCGACAGGACAGAGGGCCAGCAGGGCGGUAGCCGGGCCCCUCCCAGCAAGCCUCCAGCCAUCAAGAACCCCCCCAAGUUUGCGCCUCUUCCGGAAAGCAGUGUCAACUUCUGCUUCGAUUCUGCCUUUCUGACUGUCAGGAGGGUGCCCGCGGAAGUCUCCAGCGCCCAUCAGAACAGCCACCAGCCUGAUCGGAAGCAUGCGGAGCAGGAGUCCCCCGAGAGUCCUGAAAUGGCCUGCCAGGGCUCCAGUCGCUUCCUCCCAACACCUGAAAACGGGGCCAGCUCGCUGGAGUGCAAGUUCUCCUCUCCACCCCGCAAACCAGCCGCGGGAGAGCCUGGAAGCAGCAGGGAGUGGGCUCGAAAAGGCACCUUCCUUCACAGUGAAAACAGUGCUUUCGAGUCGUGGAGUGCCCACCACCCAAAGCUGCUAGAGAGAAAGGACCCUUCUGAGGCUGCCCCUGAGAACAAAUCCCCCAAACAUUAUGAGGACAAGCCCUUGUUGAGAGAGCCCCAGGCCCCUGAGUGCAAGGUCUCUCCCUGCCAACCCCGGGCUAGCUGUGGUCAAGAAGAGAACAGGCUGACAGCAGGCACUCUCUACACAUCUGGGCCCAGGAGGCCUAGGGACCCAGGAGCUCAGGUGUUCUCCACGGAGGAAAAAGCUUCCAGCCCACAGCCUGACCUCCAGGUGAAGUCAACCCAGCCCCCAUGGAGGAAACCAAAGGCUCGCAAAGGAGGCAAAGAAAGCACACAAGAUGGCACAGAAGAGGGGCAGACCAGCAGGCGAGGCUCAGCCUUAUACACAAAGCACGCUCCUCAGGGGAGAUUUCCAGAAAACGAUGCUCUUGACAAUGCCCUGGACCCCAACGACUGCUACAACCCUCCUUUUAACAUCAGAGAGCUUCUGACCCCCAUCAUACCCACCAAGCACGUCCUGGAUCCACCCAAAAGCCCGCCAAUGGAGGUAACCCCAUCCCCUCCAGCGCAGCUAAAUGGAUACCAAGAACAGGAGCCCAGCGAGUGUCCAUCUCGGGACAGCUACAAAGCCAAAGCCCCCAGCCUGCUGUUCAACCUCAAGGAUGUGCGGAAGCGCGUCAAGAGCACAUACACCCCCUCGCCUCUCUUAAAAGGCCUCGACGAGAAAAGCAGGGGCAAGCAAGAACCCGUGAGCAAUGGUGCCCUUCCCAAUGGGCUGGAGGAAAGCCCCCCCGAAGAGCUUUCUAAGGAGAGACCAGCUAACACUCCUUCUCUGUCACUCAUCAGUACCCAGAGGGACCCUAAAGCUGAUCCUGGUGCAACCUCUGUGGACGACUAUCUGACCCUUAGCUUGCCUCCAGCUGUCACCAAAGCCCCUUUCUGUGUCAAUGGGGAGGCUGGCAACAAGAGCAGCUAUGAGAAGGAUGCCACCGAAGAUUCUGAUCUGGGUGCCACCAGGCACAGCUGGUCUCCGGACUCCAGGGAGCACUGCCCCAGGAAGCACCUGGCCCUGAAGCUCUGCAGCAGAGAGCCCGAGGUGGGGGGGGCUGCGGAGCCACCAAGGACCCCCAGCCUCGAGAAUGGGGUCUCGCGAUCUAUUUCUCAAGAGACAGAACCCGAGAGAGAGGCAGGACUUCAGAACCCAAACUUCAACCCCAAAGUCUCUCCAGGGCCCCUUUCUCCCGAGGAGGAAGAUGUGUUUUAUAGCGACAGCCAGUCUGAUUUUGUGCCAGACCUCAAAAGCAAGGCCAAGUUCAGCACCAGCUCUUCAGACCAGUCCUUUGCCUCGUUCGAGGACCAGCAGAAGACGUGGUUUGCGGAGAGCCAGCGGGAAGACGGGAGGAGUGACGUGAGUGCAGGUGACGGUCGGAAGGACGGUGAGGGGAAAGCGAUGGCGGAGGACGGGCCUCCGCAGUGUGCCUUGGGGAGCGGGCCCACGUGCGUGGAGGAGCGGGCCAGGAGGGGAACGUGGCAAGCAGAGGGGGAAAGUGCGUGUGGAGAGAGAGCCAGGAGGGCGUCGAGGGAAGAAGCUGACUUCAGAGGCACUUGGAUCGGGAGCAGUAAGGACACGGCCCUUCCACAGGCCAAAGGCCUUACACCCCCACCGUCUUCCACUCUGAACAGGCACAGACUGUUUGCCAUCAAAGACAACACCCUCAGGGCCACCCCCGUGAUCAAGCCGGUCAUGCUGCCCCUGCUGAGGGCCUUGUCCUCAGAGGACGCGCUGGGCGGUGGCCACAAAGCAGAGGAAUUGCCACGGACAGGCUGGGGCGAGGAAGUUGCUCUUUGUGCUCCCAAGAGCCAGGAAAUGCCCGGUACCCCAACACCCACUGGCAUGAGGGGCCCACCCUUAAAGCAUGUGGCCCACAAGGGCAUGGAGGACCACGGGUGGGUGUCCGGUGUGGCCAGGAUGGAGACAAAGGGGACUGUCUCAUCUAUUCCUCUCCUGGGAGAGGGCGGAGGGCUGAAGCCACCCCCAGAGGCUGUGUGGAAGGUCGUGGCCAGUGACUGCAGGAGCCAUCCCACAGACCAGGGGAGGCCGGAGGCUCCACGGGGCAUCCCCGUGAUUGCUUUGCCCGAAAGUGACAUACAAGGCCAGCCACCCCCACAGCAGCUUGCAACCUCGUGGGAAGAGCAGACCCAAGAUUUCAACAGUCGCUUUUUGUCUACACCCAGGGCAGGGCCCCCAGGGAGAAGACUGGCUGCUGGUGAGACCGCAGCUUCCCCCAACAGCAGCUCCCUGGAGGGAAGCAGUGCGCACUCCCCCGCAGCCAGCAGCGCUUGGGACGAUGCUUCUCAGGGCCCCAGUGACCUGGGCCUGAUGUCCGGGGAGCCUUCCUGCGCCAGCCCCCGGGCCAACCCCAGCCCCAGCAGGGUGGCCCGGAGGGAGGACCUGACGCACGCCUUCUCAUGGGAAGCCAGUGCCGACCCCCAACUUGAGCCAUCAGCAGAAGACCGCAGGACACUCUCUCCAGGGGAUUUGUUGCUCGAUGUAGCCACCAGCUCAGCAGUCUUCCCAGAAAAAGCGGAGCCUUCCUCUCACCUAGAAAGGGCUGCUGCCAAGCCACCUGCAGUCCCACCCAAAACAGAAAAGGCCCUGCGGCGGGCAAAGAAGCUAGCGAGCAAGAGGAGAAAGAUUGACCAGGCACAGGAAGUGCAGGGCAGAGCCCAGGAGGAGAAGCCGCCCCUGGGAGAAGCAGGGCACAAGCCCUCGUCCGCUGGGGAGAGGCUGCUGCCCAGGCUCCCGGCUGUCCGUGCCCUGCCCCCUCCAGUGCAUCGCCACUCGGUGGCCACCUUCUCAGACCCGGUCAGGAGGUGGCCUGGGGGGCCCCAGGCCCUCAUGCCCCUGCUCCCUUACCCUGCCACCCAGAAGGUCCUGCAAGACCCCCAAUCUGGAGAGUACUUUGUCUUCGAUCUGCCGCUUCAGGUGAAAAUCAAGACCUUCUAUGACCCAGAGACAGGCAAAUAUGUCAAGGUCCCCAUCCCAUCUUCUGAGGAGGGUUCCCCUGAACCACUCCCGCCCAACAUGCUUGCUGCCCCCUACAUGCUGUACCCGGGCAUCCGGCCCCUGCCUGCAACGGCCUUGAUGCCACUGCGCUGCUCCUCUCAGCUCUCUAACCCCACCUUCCUAAGGCAGGACCCUGGUGCCACUGAGGCAACCCAACCUGGUCCCCAGAGCACCUACGAUGCUGACCUGCAACCAGCCCUUGGGCCUCCUGGUGACCCCACCCAGCACACUGCAGGCCCAGGCUCCAGCGAGCCCCCCCGGAUCCCAGGGGAGGGUGUGGGAGACACUCCAAGCCUGGGCAUCAUCUCCACCAAUGAUCUAGAGGACUUUGCCACAGAAGACAUUUCUUGA